This is a messenger RNA of Sorghum bicolor (sorghum), 1664 nucleotides long. Its product is annotated as ethylene-responsive transcription factor 1. The record is from RefSeq and is a predicted model, not a curated record. Gene Ontology annotation, molecular function: DNA binding; DNA-binding transcription factor activity. The transcript is spliced from 3 exons. NCBI's taxonomy places the organism in Eukaryota, Viridiplantae, Streptophyta, Magnoliopsida, Poales, Poaceae. The coding region runs from base 192 to 1268 and encodes 358 amino acids. Gene Ontology annotation, biological process: regulation of DNA-templated transcription; ethylene-activated signaling pathway.
CACAGCCCACUCCUCCCACGCACUCCGCAUUUCCGCCGCUUCCGCAUCACGCAGACAAGCAAGCAAAGCUAGCGACCAACCCACCCCACCGCCCGCGAGCUCAGACUCAGAUUCCCCUCGCGCACCGUCCCGUUCGGCCCCACAGCCCAGCGAGAGGGCCUGCCAGCAGCAGCAGCAGGCAGCAGCCAGCCAUGUGCGGCGGCGCCAUCCUGUCGGACAUCAUCCCGCCGCCGCCGCGGCGGGUCACGGCGGGCCACCUCUGGCCGGAGAGCAAGAAGCCGAGGAGGGGCGCCGGGGCCGGAAGGAGGAGGGCCGGGCCCCCCGUGGAGGAGGAGGAGGAGGAGGAGGACUUCGAGGCCGACUUCGAGGUGUUCGAGGUGGAGUCCGGCGAGUCGGAGCUCGAGUCCGAGGAUGAGGCCAAGCCCUUCGCCGCCCCCAGGACCAGGAGCGCGCUCCCCAGAGAUGGAUUAAACACUAGUGCAGUUGUUGUUGAUGGCCCUGCUGCAAAUUCAGUUAAAAGGAAGAGGAAGAACCAGUUUAGGGGUAUCCGCCGGCGCCCAUGGGGUAAAUGGGCUGCUGAGAUCAGAGAUCCUCGCAAAGGUGUUCGUGUUUGGCUUGGUACUUUCAACUCUCCCGAAGAAGCUGCCAGGGCUUAUGAUGCUGAGGCACGCAGGAUCCGUGGCAAGAAGGCUAAAGUCAACUUCCCAGAUGAGGUUUCGACGAUUCCUCAGAAGCACCGUGCUGGUCCUACCCCUCUGAAAGUGCCUGAGAUGGACUUUGAAGAGAAGCCGAUUAUCAAGCCGGCAGUCAACAACAUGACCAACUCAAAUGCAUAUCACUACCCUGUUGUCGACCACAACAUACCCGAGCCAUUUAUGCAUACUCAAAACAUGUCAUUUGCUCCUUUCGUGAAUUCUGCUGCUCCCAUUCAGGAACCUUUCGUGAACCUGUCCUCAGACCAAGGUAGCAACUCCUUCAGUUGCUCAGACUUCAGCCUCGAGAAUGACACCAGGACCCCUGACAUAACGUCGGUAGUUGUUGGUGAGUCUGCGUUCGUCCAGAACACUGGUCCUGCUGUGGUGCCUCCGUUGAUGGGGAAUGCUAGUGUUGAUCUCACAGAGUUGGAUCCAUAUAUGAAUUUCCUGAUGGACAGUGGUUCAGAGGACUCAAUCAACACUCUUUUGAGCUGUGAUGGAUCCCAGGAUGUGGUUAGCAACAUGGACCUUUGGAGCUUUGAUGACAUGCCCAUGUCUGCUGGUUUCUACUGAGGUUGAGGCCCCAGCGACUGGUGCUUGUACAUAGGGACAAAGGGAAUAAUGUUCUGGAGAUGAUGAAACGCUUGUGUGGCGUGCCUGCAGGCGUGCAGUAGCUGUGGUAUUAGCAGUAUAUGCUUAGAUGUUCAGUCACUUUCUUAAGUACACAUUGGCGCUGGACAUGUACCUUAUUUGUAUCCGUGACAACAACUAUGUGUCUGCUCUUUUUUAUUUUCCUGCCUUUACUUCAAAAAUGGCUCUGAACUUUGCGAGCUUGUAGCCAAAUAUAUGUGUAUGUGCUUGAGUCUAUAUAGUUCAUCCUAAGCUGCAAUGUGAUAGUCUUUGUAGGCAUGCAUGUGCGCGCAGCACGUCUAUGAAAAAAGCAUUCCUUCGAAAUAGAUGAAGUAACAA